This is a messenger RNA of Aedes albopictus (Asian tiger mosquito), 2659 nucleotides long. It is a transcript of the gene hgo, whose product is annotated as homogentisate 1,2-dioxygenase. NCBI's taxonomy places the organism in Eukaryota, Metazoa, Arthropoda, Insecta, Diptera, Culicidae. The coding region runs from base 244 to 1545 and encodes 433 amino acids. Gene Ontology annotation, cellular component: cytoplasm. Gene Ontology annotation, molecular function: homogentisate 1,2-dioxygenase activity. Gene Ontology annotation, biological process: L-phenylalanine catabolic process. The record is from RefSeq and is a predicted model, not a curated record. The transcript has 4 exons.
ACAGGUAGGUAUAUGAGUAUGUCAUUUUGGUGGCCUGAUACGAGAAUUCCAGCCAAGUUCAAAUCAGGACUGCCAACGCACGGUCAGCGCUGAUCAGUGCCGAGUCCGGCAGUGGCGCGAUCAGUCGAUCUUCCUUCUGUACAGUGGUACUAGAAUUAGAAGUUAACCUUUAGUGAGAUAAGUUCUGCUUGAAUACUGUGCGGGUGAAUUGGUGGUGCAGUUCCAGUGAGAUAAGAAAAAAAAAUGCCGGAGUACGAGUACCUCUCCGGUUUCGGGUCACACUUCUCCUCGGAGGACUCCCGCUGCCCGAACGCUCUUCCAGAGGGUCAAAACUCCCCGCAAAAGUGCGCCUACGGUCUGUACGCCGAACAGCUCUCCGGUAGUGCCUUCACGGCUCCCCGUACCGAAAACGUCCGCAGCUGGCUGUACCGAGUACGCCCAUCGGUUAUCCACCAACCGUUCGAGCGGUACGAUGUCGCUCCGUACUUGCGCGCCAAAUGGGACGAACAGCACCCGAACCCGAACCAGAUGCGCUGGAAUCCGUUCGACGUGCCCUCCGAAAAGGUGGACUUUGUGGCUGGAUUGCACACGGUUUGCGGUGCCGGCGAUACCCGGAGCCGACACGGAUUGGCCGUGCACGUGUACUUGUGCAACAGCUCGAUGGAGAACCAGGCGAUGUACAACAGCGACGGAGAUUUCUUGAUCGUUCCCCAGCAGGGUUCGCUGGACAUAACAACCGAGUUCGGGAAGAUGUACGUUCAACCGAACGAGAUUUGCGUGAUCCCGCAGGGUAUCCGGUUCAGCGUAGCCGUUGAAGGUCCCACCCGAGGAUACAUUCUGGAGGUCUACGAUGGCCACUUCAAGCUGCCGGAUCUGGGACCUAUCGGAGCGAACGGGUUGGCGAACCCACGUGAUUUCCUAACUCCGACAGCAUGGUUCGAAGAUCGUGAAGUCCAGGGAUUCAAGAUGGUGUCCAAGUAUCAGGGAGCGCUGUUCGUGGCAACUCAAAACCAUUCGCCGUUCGAUGUGGUGGCGUGGCACGGAAACUACGUCCCGUACAAGUACGAUCUGGCCAAGUUCAUGGUGAUCAAUUCGGUCAGCUUCGAUCAUUGCGAUCCGAGUAUUUUCACGGUGUUGACGUGUCCGAGCAAUCGGUACGGGACGGCCAUUGCUGAUUUUGUUAUUUUUCCGCCGAGGUGGUCGGUUCAGGAGCACACUUUCAGACCUCCUUACUACCAUCGCAACUGCAUGAGCGAAUUCAUGGGUCUGAUUUUCGGUCGCUACGAAGCCAAGGAGGGCGGCUUCCUGCCGGGAGGCGCAUCCCUCCAUUCCAUGAUGACUCCGCACGGUCCGGACAGGAAGUGCUUCGAGGGUGCCUCCAAUGCGGAACUCAAGCCCGAGCGUAUCGCUGACGGAACGCAGGCCUUCAUGUUCGAAUCGUCGCUGAGUAUGGCCGUGACCAAGUGGGGCGAGGAAACGUGCCAGAAGCUGGACGCGAAAUACUACGAAUGCUGGCAAGCGCUGGAGAAGAAAUUCAAGAUUUGAACUGCUCCUGGGAUCAAGGAUUUCGGCCUAGGGUAACAUUCACGGUACUGAUUUCUCAAGGACAAAAAUCGAAUUUAAUUCUCUGUCUCACUUUUUCGUUCAGUUUUGUUUUGUUGAAGCAAAUUUAUAAAAUUUAUCUUUUUAUAUUUUUUUUUCUUGUUUUUGCGGUAUCUCUUGAUUCGCUGUUAAUACUUAAGAGUUUUAUCACACAGUUUUUUUGUGUGUGUGAAAGAGCGUUUGUUUUCAUGGUAGUUUACUUUAAAAUUACAUUGUUCUACGUUAAGAGUACACUUCCGCCACGUGCGGUUCGUUUAGUUUUUAGUUUGUCGCGUCUCGUUACCAUUUGAACUAUAAUCUCAAGAACGGUUUACUUUUUAAUUAUAAUUAUUAAUCCAUAGCAUUUAGAUAUUCUAAUCACUUUUGUCUUGUAUUUUGUUUUAUUUGUUAAAGAUCAAUUCAAUCAGCAAUAUGGUGUUUAUUAAUAAUCACACAUCCUUAAAGUUCUGCAAUCUUUCGAUAAGUUUGUUUUUUUACUAGUAUUUGAUUAUAUUACACUUAGAAUUAGCAUCUGUGAGAAAAAUAAAGCCUUGGUUUCGUGCAUUUCCGAAUUUCGCAUCUUUAGUAUAUUCAUUAAUUUUCACACCACAGGUUCAAUUUGUUGUAGACUACUAUGCAAAAAUUGAGGAACAGAAAGCGCAUUAUCGUGUAAAACAAUUUCCAACAUUUAAAAAAUUUGCGUUUGUACACACCAAAAACGAAGUUCGCUGUUGAGAUUUCUAUUGGAAAAUAAUUAGAAUUUAUCGAAUUUUAUAGAUUUUGUGAGUUUGACUCAAUUUCGAGAAGUGUAUUCCCCUAAACUGAAAAUCUAAAAAAUCUUUUCUUGCUCGCACCGAACUUGCUCCUCAUACAGUCCUGUGUGUAUAGUACUCUCUCUAGUGUGGGUUUUAUCAUUUUCGCUUUUGAAGCUAUACCGCCAGUUAUUCCUCUUCCUAGUGUUCCAGCCUCAAUGCACAAUAUAUAAAUCCGUUUACAAAUGUUUUUGUAGAAAAAUAAACUGACUUUUCAUCUUAGUUGUUUUGAUGCUCCGUGCAAAUAUACACAAUUUUCGAUUUUC